ACGCAAUGGCCAUCGAAAGAAGAUACCACAAAGAAAAGGGCGACGGACGACCGAAGAAGAGCAAGUGAAAUUUUUUCUCCAGUCAAACUGAAUCGAGUUGCGAGGCGACAAGCCAGAAAGACGGAAGCUGUCCCGAGUUGAGAAGUAAAAAAGGUUUUUAUCCGGACAAAAUCCCAGUGCAGAAUCGGUGCUAGUGAACGGGAAAGUGGUGCAAAUCGUAGAUGCGGACCCGCAGCAACCAAAGUGCAUAGAAAAUAGUGGAUUCCAAGGAAUCUGUUUCACGCACCUUCCAUUCGAAGAAUCCUCACCGCAUGAGCAAUGUCGUCGAAGCGUAAAUCACCGCCAAACAAACUGUCAAACGCUGGAUCCCCACCGUCCCCAUCGGGAGGAGGCGUUCAAAUCGAAAAAAAUAAUUUCCGGAAAAUCUCCCUAAAAAAUGAAGACCUGAUCAAAUCGUCCCCGGUGAAGGAACUGAACUGCGCCUUCGACGCCAGUUUCCUCUCGAUGCAAAAGAUGCAAGCCCAGAUGGAACCGAAAUACGUCAAGAACGAACACAGCGAAUACAUUAUGAGCCAUCAUCAUGCUCAACAGCAGCAACAUCACCAUGCCCACCAUCAACAGCAUCAUCCUUUUGGGGGAUUUGGAGCGGGUAUUCCGGGUGGACUGCAUCCGGGACUUGCCAUGGACGGAGAUUUCCAUCAUUUGCCAUUUUUGAACGUUGCGAGCUACAUUUUGAAGGGUUCGGACCCGCCGGGCCUUGGCAAGCAAGAUAACUAUCACCUAGCGAUGAACUUGGACAAUUUGAACAUCUCGAACAGUCAACAGCAGCAGGAUCCGAUGGCACAGCAGGCUGCGCCCAGGAAGGUGAACAACUUGAUCCUGAACCAUUUGAAAUCGAUCGUGGAUAACUUUGAUAGCUUGAAUAAUAAUAAUGUCAAUGAUAAAAGUACAACUACUCCGCCACCAGUGGCCAUUCCGCAGCAACAGUCAACUCUCGGUGCCAAUAAGAACUUAGCCAUGGAUGAUUGUGGACCCGUUCCUCAGUCGGGUGGAAUCCCCAUGAUGAACAACCACAACUCCGAAAAACAGAACUACGAGGGUUUCCGUUCGCGGUUGGACGAACGCCUCAGCAAUCUACAUCUCAGCAAGCGGGAAAUCAAUCUGAUGCGGCUGAAUCUUAGUCUACUGGAUUUCCCGAACGAGAUUCCACCGAGUUUGUUGAACAGUCGCCAUAACAACUACGAUCAACGUGGAUCGCCGCAUGGCGUAGAUGAUCCGAACUGUAGUUCGUCACAGAAUAACAUGAAUAUAAAAUUGAUAAAAAGAAGCUUCAAGGAGUCCCUGUACGAAAAGGAGAAGAACAUCAACCGGCUGAUCAUGUACUUCACCAUCUGGCGCGAGAUGCUCCUGAAGGCGGAGUUUGUAAGGCUUAGGGGAUGCCGCCGUAACAGCGCAGCGCCCGGAAGUGGAUUAAAACAGCGCGAUACCGCGAACAAUGUGAUACUAUUGAUAGUUCCUUGGCUUUGCAGAUCUCCAAAAAUUCUAUGACGGCAUACUAACCAAUAAUGGUUUUGUUUUUAAUUUCAGCUCUGAAAAUCAAUUAACGCCGUUGCGCGCGUGAUACUAUCAAAGUCUGUGCGGAUUCUAGGUGAAUCGAUCUGAUAUUUGUAUUUCAACAUGUAUUUGUU
Aedes aegypti (yellow fever mosquito) is the source of this 1688-nucleotide messenger RNA. RefSeq lists its product as uncharacterized. The record is from RefSeq and is a predicted model, not a curated record. Bases 319 to 1548 code for a protein of 409 amino acids. The transcript has 4 exons. NCBI's taxonomy places the organism in Eukaryota, Metazoa, Arthropoda, Insecta, Diptera, Culicidae.